AUGUCAUCUAUUGUCUCCAAGGGUCGCUUACCUCCAACUAAAAGAGAAUUAAAUAAAGAAACACCCAAAAAAAGGAAAAUAUCUGAAAGCCAAGAUGACCCUGUUUCUGUGUGCAAACUUGAUCAUGACUAUGCAAAUCCUUGUAUCAAAUGUAUUGAAAAAUCAAAAGAGAUUUCAGCACUCAAAUCAAAAAUCAAUGAACUCCAAAUUGAGUUAAUAAAGCAAAAGAAGCUAAAGCAAAAACCACUUUCCAUUACAGACACAGUCUUAAAAAGUAACAAAUCUGUAAGAUUCCAUACUGGUUUGCCUUCGUUAAGUGCUUUUCACACCAUCUACAAGGUUAUUGAGCCAAAGAUAAAGAAAACCAAGUACUGGAGAGGUCCUAAGCAUGUGUUCCACACCCUUAAACACAAGGUUUUAAAGAAGUCAGGGCCACGAAGAUUUCUGUCAUUAAAAGAGGAGAUGGCAUUGACUCUUAUGAAAUUAAGAUUAGGUCUUUUGAAUGAAGACUUAGCUACAAGAUUCAAUAUCAGUGCUCCACAUAUCUCAAAAAUCUUCACCACAUGGAUCAAGAUUCUAUCCAAAUUUCUUGGAACCUUGGUGUUCAAUCCAUCCAAAGAAGUAGUGCGUGAAAAUCUACCACCAUCCUUCAGAAGCAAAAAAUAUUCAUCUGUGCGCCAUAUCAUUGACUGUACUGAGGUAUUUUUAGAGAAACCGCAAAAUCUAGAGGUGCAGACAAAAACGUGGUCAGAUUAUAAACACCAUCAUACUGCUAAGUUUCUGAUCAGCAUCAACCCAUCCGGGAUGAUUAAUUUUAUAUCAGACUGCUGGGGAGGUAGAACCAGCGAUAAAUACAUCACAAAUAGAUCUGGUUUCUACAGUUUGAUUGAACCCUAUGAUGUCAUCAUGGCUGACAGAGGAUUCCAAAUCAAAGAAGAGGUUACCCUUCUUCAUGCCAAUUUGAUGGUUCCACCAGGACGUAGAGGAGCUUGCCAAAUGUCAGCUGACGAAGUACAGCAAACAAAGCAAAUAGCAAACAGGCGUAUAUAUGUUGAGCAAGCCAUUCGCAGAAUGAAGUAUUUCAGAAUUCUGAAGCAUGAAGUCCCUGCUACUUUAUUUCAGCAUUUAGAUGAUAUAAUUAAAACUGUUGCUGGCAUUUGCAACUUGUAUCCUCCCUUGCCUAAAUACAAAUAA
Messenger RNA from Saccostrea cuccullata (small rock oyster), 1194 nucleotides. RefSeq lists its product as uncharacterized. Lineage: Eukaryota; Metazoa; Mollusca; Bivalvia; Ostreida; Ostreidae. The record is from RefSeq and is a predicted model, not a curated record. The transcript has a single exon. Bases 1 to 1194 code for a protein of 397 amino acids.